Messenger RNA from Cryptomeria japonica (Japanese cedar), 740 nucleotides. Its product is annotated as glyoxylase I 4. The record is from RefSeq and is a predicted model, not a curated record. NCBI's taxonomy places the organism in Eukaryota, Viridiplantae, Streptophyta, Pinopsida, Cupressales, Cupressaceae. The coding region runs from base 70 to 618 and encodes 182 amino acids. The transcript has 3 exons.
UUGAUAGCUCUCGUUAGAAUCUCCUUUCUCAUUAUUUCCCAAAAAAAUUGGUGUUUCUCAUUUCUCAUAAUGGUCAACUCUGUCCUAAGGAAGCCUCUGCCUUUGACUUCUCUAAAUCACAUAUCUCUUGUCUGCAAAUCUGUAGAAGAAUCAGUUAAUUUCUAUGAAAAUGUGUUGGGUUUUGUUCCAAUCAAGAGGCCUGGGUCCUUUGGCUUUGAUGGAGCCUGGUUGUUUAAUUAUGGAGUGGGCAUACAUCUGCUGCAAUGUGACAACACUGACAAUUUGCCCAAGAAAUCUGAAAUUGAUCCAAUGGAUAAUCACAUAUCAUUUCAGUGCGAAAGUAUGGAGGCAGUGGAGAAGAUAUUAGAGGACAUGAAGAUAAAGUACGUGAAGAGAAGAGUGGAGGAAGGGGGAUUAUAUAUUGACCAAAUAUUUAUGCACGAUCCAGAUGGCUUCAUGAUUGAGAUGUGCAAUUGUGAGAUUCUGCCGGUUGUGCCAUUGGGAUCUUCUGGCUGUCUGAGAGUACCAUCCGCCAUUAAGCAGAGCAACAGUAAACAAUCUCUGUUAAAACUUUCCAGUAAUACAGAACAUCAUGAAGGCUUUCCCAUCUGCGGCUAAGCCCAUCUCUCUUUCUUCUCAGGAUCUGCCUAGGCAGAUGUUAUUGUAAUUAUGAUUUCUUAAUUGGUUAUUAUUUGGGGAUGAUGGAUUUUUUGGGGUUCAAAGUUAAUAUUUAUCCUUUG